AUGAUAAAAAGAUUACUACCUUUAUCUAAGUAAAUUAUAUCAACUGUGAAAUUAUCUACAAAUAUGGUUUAUAUUUAGAAAAUACAAAUACCAAACCAACAAAAUAUAAAUAAGUCAUUAUAUAAUUUUUGUUAGAAUAAUAACAUGUAAUACAAUUAAUUAUAAUAAGUUCAAUUAAAGAAAUAAAUGAUCAUAUUGAUUCUAUUUAAUAAUAGAUAAAAGCUCAUUAUGAUUCUGAAGAGGUAUUUAAUAAUUAGUUACAAGUUGUAUAAUAUUUGGAAGAUAAUCUUUAAAAUUGUUAUGAUAAUUACUUGGAUUAUUAUUACAUAUAAGAAAUUUUGAUUUUACAUCGUUAUUAAAUUGCAAAUUAUGCAUUUAUAAACCCAUAAAAUCCUUUAAACAAUGCAUUAACAUAAAAAUUAAUAAACAACGAUUUUAACAAGUAUAUAGAUAAAAUCAAAUAAAAUAAAUACCUAGAACCAGAAAAUUUGGAAUAUUUGAAGAUUAAAUUGAAGGCUGCAAGCAUUAUGUGUAGUAUGAUUAAUUAUGGUAUGGAAGCAGAUAUUAAUUAAUUACAUGAUUGGAUGAAGUAAUAAAAUAUUAUUGAUUAUUAGUGAUUAUUUAGAUUAACUUGAAAUUCAUGAUUAAAUUUGUUCAGAAAUUUUAUCUAAAUAUGACUUUCUUACAACUGAUAAAAUGAAAUUUAUAGAUCUAAAUGAUAUUCACAUAAAUUUCUUCUUUUUUAUUGCAUAAAUACAUAGAAAGAGAAAUUUAAUGGAUGAAUUUGAAAGAUUUUUUGAUUAAGGAAUUUAGGAAUUAGAAUCUAGAGCAGAUUAAAUAUUAAAAAUGCCUGAAGGCUAAUUUGAUUUACAUUUAAUUUUGAAUAAUUUAUUUUAACUUUUUGCAAAUUUAAAAUCAGCUGAAGAUAUUUAAACAGAAAUAAAAAAUAAUUUAGUUUUAAAACUGAUUGAUUUAUUUUCAACUUACUGGAAAGAUGAUUGUUUUUUAGACUUUAUGGUGUCUUUUGCAGACUAUUUGGUAUCUUAAGAUCUUUUUGAAAAAGCAGCUGAAUUAUUAAAAGAGGCUUAUGAUUACAAAGCUGAUAUUGUCUCAGAGGUUAUGUUAUUUUUAUUAUAUGCUAAUAUUUAUUAAUGUAAAAAAUUGGGGUUUUUGAAAGAAAUUGACAUGAACAAUUUUUUAGCCCAAAUUGAAAAAUUAAAUAAUAUAGAUUUUGAAGAUAUGAUAAUAUAUGUAUUCUAUGUAAGAUUAAUAUAAAAAUAUUCAUAGUUUCAUAAGAACAUUUUUAAUGAAAUUUUAGAAACAAAGAACUUGGAAAAAAUAAAAGAACAAUUUGAUAAAGUUAUAUUUUAUAUUUAAGAAAUGAGUAGAGUGAUGAAAAAUAAUAAAUUAGAAGUAUUUAAAAAUUAUGAUUUAUAGGCUUAAUUACCAUUUUUUGAUUGGAUUGAUUCAGUAAUGACAAAUAAUCUAUUAAAAAAUAAUGAUUAUUAUAUUUUAGCAAUUUAUAAUACAUUGAAUCUAUUUAAAGACAUUGAAUUAAUUUAAGAUCGUUAGAAUUUGGAAAGAGAUUUUUAUUUAAUAGUUUUGUCAUUUUGUUUGAAAGAUUAAAUAAAUUUAGAUUCUUAAUCAAAAGUAAAUAAUGUAAAGGCAUUUGUAAUUAAAUAAUUUAUAAUUCAUUCUAGGCUAUGAAAUAUAUUAAUAAUUAGGAAAUGUAAGAUAUUGCAUUAAAUAAAUUACUACUUUUGAAUUUCAAAUUAAUAGACGAUGGUUAUUAAAAAGAAUGCAUAGAAAUUAUAGAUUAAUUAAUAAUAAUGAUACCAAAAGAAAAUGAUAAAAUUUAUAAAUUUGUUUAGUAAUUCCAAAAUUAGAAAAAUUAGAUUCUAUUAAAAAAAUUAUGA
Messenger RNA from Paramecium primaurelia, 1916 nucleotides. NCBI's taxonomy places the organism in Eukaryota, Ciliophora, Oligohymenophorea, Peniculida, Parameciidae. The record is from the annotation of a GenBank genome assembly.